Molecule: messenger RNA, 1971 nt
Organism: Loa loa (African eye worm)
Lineage: Eukaryota; Metazoa; Nematoda; Chromadorea; Rhabditida; Onchocercidae
Exons: 14
Coding region: 1-1926 (641 amino acids)
Source: RefSeq, a predicted model, not a curated record
AUGGAAGAUCAAGAUUCGGAUGAUGAGAAUGCAAAUGAAACGGCAACAGCAACAGUUAUAUGUCAUGGAUCCGUCAUAGAAAGAGGAAGAAAAUGGCGAAUUGAUGUUUCAAAUGAAUCUAACCGAUUAAAUAUUCCGCAGGGUACCCAGGCAUUUCGUGUUAGCAUCGAAGAUAGUAUAUUAAUGAAAAACACCAGGAAUAUCCUCAAAGUUCUUGAGAAAAGGUCUUCAAAACACAAAGUUAAAAUCACGGAACAAGAACUUAUCAAUCAUCUUUUAAGAUUACUGGAUGUUAAUAGGAAUUGUUCGUUUUUGAUACCGAAACCAUAUGGUAGUUAUGAAUUAGAUGGUAGUUAUUGUCUCAGUGAUGGAAUCAUAGAGCAGACCGAAAUUGGUACUUACGUCGAGCCAUUUCUGGAAGCACAUGCUCAACUCAUAGCAUUGAUAGCUUUUAGUCAGAAAGACCAGGUUAAUUCGCAGGUUGAACAAGUUCUUCAGGAAUUCGUUCUGGAUUUUUUAAGUAGACACACCCGAGCUGUUGGAGAACUUUACUAUAACGAUAUGUUAAACUUACGUACUCUUUUGCAUUCAAUUCGUAAUGAACUCCUACAACUUUCUGUCGUGUAUAAUAGCUUGUCAGUGAUUCUCAACACUGAUAUUUGGAAUUAUGGAACUGUCGAUUGCUUUCUGGAUCGUUUUCUCUCCACUACUCUUUAUGCAGAGUUGAGGCCGCAUUCUGUGAAAGAAAUUGUUGGACGACUACAGCAAGCUGUUCUAGCAGUUUUUGGACGGUAUUUUGAUCGCUUAUUCAGUACAGGUGAAAUUGAUCCCGUGCUUGAAAAUGAAUUCAUUUUCCAGAGUGUGAAAGAUAAUGCACUAAUUCAAACAAGGAGGACGCGUUGUUUAUUUUGGUCUAAACCUCUAAUCAAAUAUGUAGAAAAUGGUGCUUUGAAUGCUCGUCGUUUACGCACUGGCAACUGUGAUUAUGAAGCACCUAAUAAAUUUUCGGUUUACUUGAGAGAAGCUCUACGACUGAAAGAUGAUUGUUGCUUUAUUACCGCACAAAAAAUUAUUCGAAGCAUAGAAUAUGCAUGUGAGAGAUGCGCAAAAAAUAAUUCCUCUCUUCUUUUUCGCUCUGUUUUAGAAAACGAUACAUUGUCCCAAAUCUUGAAAGAGAUGGAGUCAGUUUAUACGGGUUUUGCGGUGCGUGAAAUGGCAUUUGAUUUAUUUGGAGCAACGCGCAGUUCGCAGCACUGCAGUAUAGUAUUGUCGUUUCAGAAUAGUUUACAGCUUUCUGGUUUUCCACCUGAAAUUUGCGAAAGGUGGACUAUUCGGUGUGAUAGUGGUCUUUUGGAUGAUCUAGUAAUAAAACCACAGCUUUCCUGGCCAAUGUAUUAUUUGAUAGAGGAAAAGCUUGUUUCCACCCUUAAUCUGUGUCUUCGUUUCUUGUUACGAUUGUUGCAAGCGCAAGAGGCUUUGUCAGCAGUUCGAAUAGAUUUAGCUGUAACGAAGGAACUUCAUAUUAGUCGACAAAGACUAAAUCAUCUGAUAUGUUUCAUCGCACAACCAUUAACUGCAAUAUCAGAAAUUUUUUUCACUCAUCUGCAAGCUAUGUUGACGAAGAAAUUUGCAUUGGUAGCGCGAUCGAAAACUCUGGAAGAAGCACAACACAUUCUGAAAGACCUGAAUAUGCAUCUUACCAAUUUAAUAACAAGAAGUGGUUCCCGUGCUUUGAUUCACGAUGCUAUAACAAAACUAUGCGACCGAGCAGUAGAGGUUGAAUUACGUUUGCGAAUAGAUGUCUUUAGUUUACACGACCUUGAAGAAAUGUUAAAAGUUGUGAAACGAGAAAAAGAUUUACUACUUGGUCUGGGUCGUUCGAUGCAUGGUACCAUAUUCACUUUACUUCAACCUCUGCUCACCUAACGGUUAUUUGUUCCAAACUGUCUUUAUUAAAUACGGGUUUUUUUU